UCUAGGAAGCUUGAAGCAAGCCACCCAUAUAUUUUGAAAGUAGGUAUUAUUGCUAAAGCUACAAUGAGAUGCAAUGCGUGCUGGAGGGACCUAGAAGGGAAAGCUGUUAGCACCUCUUGUGGUCACCUAUUGUGUACCGAAGAUGCUGGUAGGAUUCUCAGCAGUGAUGCAGCCUGCCCAAUUUGUGACCAAGUACUCUCUAAAAGUCUUAUGAGACCUGUGGAUAUCAAUCCAAAUGAUGAGUGGAUCAAUAUGGUCAUGGCUGGGAUAACUCCUCAAAUAUUGAUGAAAAGUGCAUACAGAAGUGUGAUGUUUUACAUUGGGCAAAAGGAACUGGAGAUGCAAUUUAAGAUGAACAGGAUAGUGGCUCAGUGCCGACAAAAAUGUGAGGCAAUGCAAGAAAAAUUCACAGAAAAACUUGAGCAAGUGCAUACUGCAUAUCAGAAAAUGGCAAAGAAGUGCCAAAUGAUGGAACAAGAAAUGGAGAGUUUAUCCAAAGACAAGCAAGAACUUCAGGAAAAAUUUUCUGAAAAGUCCAGGCAGAAAAGAAAACUUGAUGAAAUGUAUGAUCAGCUAAGAUGCGAGUACGAGUCCAUGAAAAGAACAGCAAUUCAACCUGUGAACAACUUUUAUUCUGGACCUGAGCCUGAUUUGUUUGCAAGUCCAGCUAACAUGAUGCCUAACAGAGAUCCUCUGAGGAAAGAUUGGCCGGCUUACACUCCUGAUACACCAGGGGCUCGAGAGGAUAUAUGGCCUUCAGCAGCUAGACAGAAUAGUUCUAAUUCUGGUCCCUUCGAUGUUUCUGGUGGCUCGCCUGUAAAACAGUCAGUCAGGCCAACUGAUUUUAAUAACAGAAGAGGUAUUAAUCGUACAGCAUUUGGUGCUGGAGCGGGAUCUGGACCUGGAUCGAGAGCAGGAAACCCAUCAAUGACUUUAAGAAAUCUCAUCAUUUCACCAAUAAAGCGACCUCAACCCUCCCGAAGUCGUCCUCAGAUGUUCACGCUGUAAAGAGGAGUGAAUCUGAGUUUGUGGAUUGAACCUGGUAUACUUGAGCUACUUGGCGAGCAGCUUAUGUUCCUUGCUUGCACACCAAGUGAACAAAUUGUACAUAUGUUUUUUUUAUCAAAAUUUUAGGAGCGAA
Messenger RNA from Daucus carota subsp. sativus, 1141 nucleotides. Its product is annotated as E3 ubiquitin-protein ligase CCNB1IP1 homolog. Gene Ontology annotation, biological process: chiasma assembly. The transcript is spliced from 8 exons. Lineage: Eukaryota; Viridiplantae; Streptophyta; Magnoliopsida; Apiales; Apiaceae. The record is from RefSeq and is a predicted model, not a curated record. The coding region runs from base 64 to 1008 and encodes 314 amino acids.